UUUAGGCCACACACUUCAAGUCUGCCGAUGGUUCGGCGAAAGUUUCGGUUGCUACUGCUAAUUGCAGGGGUCUGGCUUGUAGGAAUUGUCUACUAUGUGUACAAAGUUACGGAAGAUCAGAGAAAUGAAGAAGUACAGAUAGUACAGAAGAAUGUCUUCCCCAAUGAAGUUGGACACCCAGGCCAUACCAACAGAGCAGUGGUGCCGAAACUACUCUUUCAUGAUAGCCACAAAAUAAUAGAGCCAACGCUUCCAUCGAAAAACAAACCAUUUGUCAUCACACCUGUACCACCAGAAGUGAUUAGUUUUGUCGGGAAUCCUGGCGAGACCGUCCCAUGGCAGGAGUUUGACGAGAAGACAUACGUCGACAAGAAGCGAGUGCAGCCCGGAGAAGACAGCUAUGCGCGGAACAAGUUCAACCAACUGGCCAGCGACAACAUCAAGUCUAACAGAGGAGUCCCCGACACUCGGCAUCAGCUAUGUCGACAGAAAGACUGGAAGGCAGAUUACUCCCCGACGUCUGUGAUCAUCACGUUUCAUAAUGAGGCCAGGUCGGCUCUGUUGAGAACCAUAGUCAGUGUCUUCCAAAGAAGUCCAGAUCAUUUGAUUGAAGAAAUCAUUCUUGUUGAUGACUACAGUGAUGAUCCUUCUGAUGGUGAAGAACUUACAAAGAUAGAGAGGGUCAAAUUAAUACGCAAUGAAAAAAGAGAAGGAUUAAUACGAUCUCGUGUAAAAGGUGCCGAUGCCGCAAAGGCCAAGAUUUUGACAUUUCUCGAUAGCCAUUGUGAGUGCAAUGUCAACUGGCUGGAACCGUUAUUGGAGCGGGUUGUUGAGGACCGAAGGAGAGUUGUUAGCCCUAUUAUUGAUGUCAUAAGCAUGGACAACUUUGACUACAUUGGUGCUUCUGCUGAUUUGAAGGGAGGAUUUGACUGGAACCUGGUCUUCAAAUGGGACUACAUGACAGCUGAAGAACGUAACCACAGAGCAAGUGCACCAAUAUCAGAAAUAAGAACUCCGUUGAUAGCUGGUGGUCUGUUCACUAUUGAUAAGUCGUGGUUCGAUGAGCUGGGAAAAUAUGAUCCUGACAUGGAUGUUUGGGGAGGGGAAAAUUUAGAAAUAUCAUUUAGGGUCUGGCAGUGUCAUGGUGCUUUGGAAAUAAUUCCAUGUAGUCGAGUUGGUCAUGUCUUCCGCAAACAACAUCCAUAUACAUUUCCUGGUGGCAGUGGAAAUGUGUUUGCAAGAAACACCCGACGAGCUGCCGAAGUGUGGAUGGAAGAUUACAAGCAGUUUUACUACGCUGCGGUUCCUAGUGCCAAAAACAUCGCAUUUGGAGAUGUGUCCAAAAGAUUACAGCUUAAAAAAGACCUGAAAUGCAAACCAUUUAAGUGGUUUUUGGAAAAUGUUUACCCAGAGUUAAAAGUCCCAGAUACUCAAGACGUAGCGUUUGGCAGCAUACAGCAGGAAGAAGGGUGUAUUGACACACUGGGACACUUUCAGGACGGGACGCUGGGAAUAUACCCAUGUCAUAAUGCUGGUGGAAACCAGGAAUUUUCUCUCACAAAAACUGGUGCUAUCAAACACAUUGACCUUUGUGUUACCUUGACUGGCACAACUCCAGGAGUGGUUGUUAAGCUGUUCCAGUGCCAGCCUGACAACAACCUUCAGCAAUGGGAUCGUGUUGAUGGAGACACCAUGUUAAAAAGUCGCACGUUUGAUCUCUGCAUAGACAGCGUGGAGGUGCAGGAACGAGGUUUGAUUGCAAACCCUUGCAACACAGAAACCCCGUCACAAAGAUGGGCAUUUUCCCUCAAUAAGAUGUAAUUUCAGUUUCAUGUAGUCAACAUUUUAGUAAUCAAAACAAAAAAUGUAAAUGUAUUAUUUAAUUUAGAAGUUUAUUUUAAAAUUUCUGUAGAUACUAUAUUGCUCAAAUUAUAUGUAGAUGAUAAGAAAUUUCUGUGAUGAAUAUUCCAUUUUAUUUAUGACAUACAGAGAAUAUGUGUCUUCCUAUAUACAUUAAUUGUAUUAACAGAUCUAACUAAAAAAAAUUACCAACCAUUUGUGCAGAUUUGUAUGUAGCUUUUAGAACCACAGUUUUUAUAUUAUUUUAUUAAUUAACUUGGGUAAUGUUAUAUGGUUAUUUUUUCUGUCACUCUUAGACAUUAUGUAUUGUAUAUUGAUGUUUAAAUCCAUUGAGAAUAUAAAUAGCAUAAAAAAUACAUUUUUAGUAUCUCAUAUAUCUGAUAAUAUAAAAACCAUAACUAUAAGGUCAUACAGCUGCUUUUGUAUCUAUUCUAUUUUUCCUUUACUAGAGAUAGAUCAACGAUUUUCACCCACCACCUAGCUUAAAAUAUUGUGCCUUCAUUUUUCUUUUUAACAAACAUUUUGAAAUAGUUUAUCAAAAUGUCCUUUAACACCACUAUAUAGAGUGUAGUAUACCAGCUGUGAUAGUAAUUUUCCUGGAAUGGUCUUUUUAAAAAUGGAUGCAUUUCCCCUUUGUAUUAAACUUACUUUCCUCCCCACCUUACAGUUUGUGGCUGAACCCCAGUUUACAUAUAGUUGUAUAUGUAUAAGUAGAGAAUAUGAAUAGAAUCAUACACUUUAUCUGAUAAUAACAAAACCUGUAAUUGUACAUGUAUAACAGAGAAUAGAAUCAUACACUUUAUCUGCUCAUAACAAAACCUGUAAUUGUACAUGUAUAACAGAAUAGAAUCAUACACUUUAUCUGCUCAUAACAAAUCCAGUAAUGAUAGACAAAACCAAGCUAUUUGAUUUAUCUUACUUUGUGGACAUGUAUGUGGAAAUAAUAGUUUAUCUUUACAAGGCUGGGAAACUGGAAGAAUGUACAUAGUCACAGUCCAGAUGGAUGAUUACCUAGUCUUAUCGAGAUACUUUGUGUCUUGGUUUUAAUGGCUUAAAAUAAUAACUUAGUCAUGUUUGUCUUUUAUGAUUUUUCAUCAACAUAAAGUAACUGUCUUUUCAUAUCCUGGAUUUUUUAUUUUAAAUUAAAUUUAACUUUGUAUAGAGGAACGAUUCACUGGGGUCUUUCAAUACUAACACCAUGUUACUGGAAAGUUGAUUUUAUUUAACAUGAACUACAUGUUUCAAACUCCACAUAUAUAUAUAAAUAUAUGUUUACCUCUGUCAAAUAAUCACCGAAGGAAGAAACCAACGAAAAUGCAAUUUAAGAACAGGUGACUUUUAUAGCCUUGUUCAUGCAUAAAGGAUAUGUGCCCUUUAUACAUUAUAAUAGAUUUUACUAUGUAUUUGUAUAAAUUCCAGGAUGGAAACAUGUUUGCCUAUGAUAGAAAAACAAAUAUAUGUAUUUGUAUCCUCUAUAGGAACAUAAAUGUAAAGAUUUACAUGCAUGUGCAUUGUAAGCUGUGAUUCGAAUGUAACAUUUUACUUAAUGACAAUCAGAAUAGAAAAUACCACAGACUUAGUGUUUAUUAAUAUAAUGUGUUGAUCUCUGACUUGCAAGUAGUAACAUAGAUGUAUCAAAAAUGGCAAGUCAUGGGUUAUUUUGAACGUAGAUUAGAAAUGUUAGAAGCUGGUAAUUAGGAUGAUGCCUUAAUUAUGUGGAAGCAAAAAUUAGAAUAAUACUAUUUAUUAUUUAUCAUAUUAAAUUUAGUUAUAUACUAGGAAAAUUGCUUUGUACUUCUAGUGUAACAUAACCGCAUUUGCAUUUUAGAGCACAUUAUGUUUAUCUUAACGGUAAAUGAUAACCCAAGAUAUGAUCUGUUUUUAACAUUCUUUUCAUGCUCAGAUCAUUCUUCAUUUGUACAAGUUUAGAAAGGGCACAUAAUGGUAUAUAUGUAUCUAGAUCAAUUUAUAUUUAAAAUAUUUCUAACAUUAAAUAUAAAGAUAGGUGAUUAGAAGAUAUUUAAAAAAAAAUUAAUGUUAAAUAUAUAGGUAUUUACUUAGCAGAUGUUUAACAUAAAAACAAACAGAACCACAAGAGCCAAAUUUAUAAAGCAUGUUACAUGCAUUUAUAAUGCCUAAAUAACCACAUUUCACAUAUUUAAGUCACAUGCUUUUAAAUGUGUCACAUGUUAAACAUGUAAAUAGAUUAGCAGAUAUUGACUUACUUUCAAAGUGAUGGAACAUGUUUAUAUAUGCUUAACAUGUUAAAGAUACAAGUAGUCAGUAUAUUAUGUUUAACAUAUAGGAUAUUGAACAAAUGUUUUAACAUAUUUCUAAGGUGUUGAACAGAUGUUGAAUAUGUUUUUAAAGUGAUGAACAGACAUUUAACAUAUCCCUGAGGUGUUGAAUGGUGUAAGUGUUGUUGUUUUAACACAUUUCUAAACUUGAACAGAUAAAUAACAGGGUUCUGUUCCACAAAGCGAUCUUAGCACUACUAUCGCCAUAAAUACCUACCAUCGCAACCUUACUUUUUUUCUGCGAUUGCCAGCCCAUUCCACGACGCGGCAUAGCUUACUAUCGUCAUAAAUUACGUUGAAAAUUUACAAUUGGUACGAGGUAAGCCACCAACGUAGAUGAUGAUUUGAUCAUUUUCUAAGAAAAAAACUAACUUUUUGUGUAAAAAUGGAUCUAAUAUAUACCAAAUACCUUCAUAACUCGGCAUUUGGUGAAAAACAUUCUAGGUUAUACGACCAUAACAUAAAAAUACGGGAGAUAACUCUUCAUGGAUGUCCGAUCUCAAUGAAUACAUCCAAGAUGUUCCAAAAAGUCAGUAACCAAUUUAUUAUUUAAGUAAUUCGCACUUGUUCGCAAAGAAAAUUUUAAUAAUUAAAGGGGCACUCCCAUAAGGUUGCUUUGUGGAACGGCUGUAAAGUUUACGGUGCCAUUUAAAAAAACUCACCUUAAGUCACAACAAUUAACUGUAGCUACAAUUCUUUUGUGGAACAGCCCUGGUAACAUAUUUCUAAGUUGUUGAACAGAAGUUAACAUGACUAAAAUGUUAAACAUGCUAAUGUUUAAACAUACAAUCAUGUACUAACUAACUUUAUUCUUACCUUAUCAUGUGUGGCUUGGCUGCGUUUUCAUCAUCAUUUAUUAGGAUUAGUUUUUUGGCAAACUUAUAAUGUAUUGACAGUGAGUGGCACUGUUGGAUCUCAGUAUUUUACAUUGGCUCCUGUGUGGCUGUAUUGAUAACUACCCGUUGUGGUGGUAGGUACAGAUGGUGUAUUAGAGUACCGGUAUAUGUACUGUAUUAACAAGGUGUUUACACAUGCUGCAGUAGGCUGAGUAUAGGUUUAUUAUUACUAAUAAAUACCAGGGUCCAUGCUUAUAAAACGUUUUAGAGUCCAGACUUAAUCUCUAAUGACGUCACAUGCAUACAAUUUGUAUGGCGUUGCCAUGACAUUAGAGUCUCGAGUCUAGACUUUAAAAGUUUUAUAAGCACUAGGCCAGGCCUUAUUUAGUGUUAUCAUGUAAACAUUAUUUAAACAGACUUUUAUGUUUUACACCUGCUGCAGAUUAGCUAUGCUAUUUCUAAUAAUACCUUGUUAGUGUUUAUAUCAAAUAACACAAUAUAAAGAAAGUAGUUAUCACACCUGCUGCUGUAUAGCUAUACUACAAUGUUAUAAAUAACAGAUUUAGUGUACCUGUUAUAAUCUUAUAAUAAAGAGGAAACCAGCUAUAUAGUUUCUUUUCAGCACAUACUUUGUAUCAGAAGUAAUUGCCUGUUUUUGUAUUCUAUUAUUUGGAGUGCAAACAUGACCUAAAAACUGUUUCUUUUUAACACCUGUGUCAGUGUGGAUGUAUCAUUUGUUAUACCUAGAUUAGGGGUAAUAGAGUUGGUUAUAACUUACGGUCAACCUAAUCCAUAAACAGUGUGCUAUUUGUCAUGUUUCCUAUAGCACAUGCAUUAACGUCUAGUAGAUUUUAUUACAGAUAGAAUCCAGUGCUUCUUUUGUUGACAAGGAGCCCCGUUCCAGGAAGCGAUCUUAGCACUAAGAUCAUCUUAAGCACAUACAGUAGUUAUGCACUUAAGGUGAUCUUAGCACUAAGAUUGCUUUGUGGAACAGACCCCAGUACCUGCACAAAAUACACACCAUUUUCGGAGGUUUAUCGAAAGAUAGCAUUAUGUUUUUUAUCGAUGUUGUCCAAACAGAAUAGAGUAAAUCAUUAAAUUGAGGAAAGUUUGUAAUUUAUGAACUUUACACCACUAGCAGUACAAAGCAAAGUUUUGAAUUUACCAGUCAUAACAUACUAGUCAGGUAGUCAUAACAUACUAGUCAGGUGUAAACAGUUUGCUGGGCACUCACACUGUAAGACUACUAGGAUUUGAACACAGUACCUACCAGUCAUAACUCCAGUCAAAUAACCACAGCAUUUGGCCUUUUAUUUUUAUAGGUGUGUGUGUGCAGAGGGAAGGUCAAAUUCCCCCUGCUUCAAGCAAAUUUUUGUUUUGUUUUUAUGUGUUUUCUUUGAGAGUAUGACUGGACCCUCGACCUCCCCACACACACUCCCCCACCUCCCCAAAAAACAUUGGCUCACCACAAUCUAGACCUCUACUGCAUACUUUUUAGCACACAGGCCUGAGAUGACUAUUACCAUCAAUGUUGUUGUUUUUCUAGAAUUGUUUCAUGUAUUACAGAAUGAAAUUUGUAUAAAUUUGUAUAAAGUAAAUAUAUUAUUUUGCUGCUCUAGUAGUAAUACAUAUACUGUACUACAUAGAAGUACUAUUUCCACUUGUUAUGCAACUGAAAUGGCAUAAAUGUGAAAAGAAAUGUUUAAAAAUUUAUUUCAUUAAUUAAUAAUACGCAAGAAGUGUUCCUUUUUUAUUAUUUUAUGAUACAGAAAUGUUUUAAAUACAGCAUUAUUUUUGUUAGCUUACUUCUAUGGCUGUCUCAGAAUUGAUCAAAUCAGUGGUUGGGGUUGAUGGACAUUUUACUUAAUAGCCACAAUAAUAAAUUUGGCUUUGUUUUUCAUUCAUUGUAUUUUUACUUGAUUUCUAUUUUCAUAUCCAAUUAAGGAUUGUCUGUUAUUUCUUUUACAUUCAUUGGGGUAUGAACUAAACAAAAUCAUCCACAAACUGAAUCGGUGAAGCCAUUGACACAUAAGUUUGCGGAAAUAAUUUGUUUUGUUCAUACCCAGAUGAACGUAAACGAAAUAACGGACAAUCCUUAUAAUUAAAUAUGAAACAUACUUAUUAAUAAUGACACUAAAAUUUCAUAUCAGCUAUAUGUCCCAGACAUUGGGCUAAUGAGUGUUCUUACAUGGUCUUCCCAUUAAACCAUCAUAACUUAUUCAGGGUGGGAGUCAGUUCUCAGGUUCGUACCCAGUACGUAUCAGCUCUGUCUGAUGGCUGGUUUGUUGUGGGGUUUGUGGUUAACACCAGAGUAAGUUCUGUUGGUCUCUUCCAAAUAGUCUACCUUCCUAUGAUGUUUUCUGAAACAGCCCUUGGUAGUAUAAAAUAUAUCUUUGCAGCUAAUUUUUCACUAACGUGCCUUGCUUUCUCUGUUGUACCACUUAAAGAGAAACAAUUUAUUGGAUUUUCAUAUCCUGUAAGGUCUUUCAAUUCUUGUAUAAUCGGACUUACUUCAUGGCAACAUACUUGAACUAGUUCUGCAAACAGAAGUAUUUAAAGGUUUAGAAAUACUAGUUUUAAACUGCUAUUUGUACAAAGUAUACUAUUUGUUAGUGGAUUUAAUGGAAAAAAAAUUGUAUUGUUUUGUUGUUUUUGUUUUAGU
Gigantopelta aegis is the source of this 7655-nucleotide messenger RNA. RefSeq names its product polypeptide N-acetylgalactosaminyltransferase 2-like. Lineage: Eukaryota; Metazoa; Mollusca; Gastropoda; Neomphalida; Peltospiridae. The transcript is spliced from 15 exons. The record is from RefSeq and is a predicted model, not a curated record. The coding region runs from base 28 to 1821 and encodes 597 amino acids. Gene Ontology annotation, cellular component: Golgi apparatus.